This is a messenger RNA of Cygnus olor (mute swan), 668 nucleotides long. It is a transcript of the gene CIMIP3, whose product is annotated as GUCA1A neighbor. Bases 78 to 500 code for a protein of 140 amino acids. The transcript has 2 exons. NCBI's taxonomy places the organism in Eukaryota, Metazoa, Chordata, Aves, Anseriformes, Anatidae. The record is from RefSeq and is a predicted model, not a curated record.
AUGGCCCUGGUGGCCCCAGAGGCCCUCGUGGCCGGCACAGUCCUCAGCAGCUCCGCCACCUCCAGCCUCUGUCCCAGAUGUCCCCGCACACUGGGGUCCAUGCCGGGAAGAAGUCCUCGCAGAUGACUAAAAAACAAGCAGCCCCUGGCAAAGACCACAAGAGACCAAAGGAGAUGGAGAAGACUAAAGCGACACAGGAUGCCUGUGGUACCCCUCCUGCCCCGAAGAGGCAGCUGUCCCCAGCACAUCACCGCAAGGACCAGCCAUUGGCCUCUCGCUUUGUUCCCUUUGUUGCCCAUUUUGGGGGCCGUGAGCCUGACUCCUUCAAGUUUCUCUUCUACACGCCAAGCUGCUCAAACUCGUACAGGCCCUUCUACACCACGCAGCAGCCGACCUGCGGGUACCUCUAUCGCCACGACACCGAUCACACCAGGAAGGUGAUAGAUGUCCUGAGUGCCAACAUUGUGAAAUGGAGACCCGUCCUCAACACAAAGCCAUAGUCCAAAGCAAUAAAGCCAUGCAAUGAAAGCAGCAAUCGGUGUGGCUCCAGCUUCCCACCCGUGCGCCUGAGCCUGCCCCGCAGUGACCACUGAGUCAGGGCCCAGGCGGUGAGGUCACAGCUUUGCACCCCACACAGGGCGGAUUUUGUCCUAACACCCAGUCCAACU